AUGGCGACCACUGAAGAAGCUUUUGACGUUGUUAGCAAGACAUUUCGAAUUUCUGCCUUAAAUGGGCCGCAAAAAAACGGAAUUACGAAAAUAGUGGAAGAAGGAAGGGAUGUUUUUAUUAAUCUUCCUACUGGUUUUGGGAAAUCUCUUCUCUAUCAAGCAUUACCACUCGUGUUUGAUCUCACUUCAAAACAGCCUGGUCAUAUUGUGGUAGUUGUUUCACCAUUAAUAAGCCUUAUGGUAUACCUGCCAACUUUUCCUGAGAUAUAAGCGUGAGAUUUUUAUCCUUUGAGUGCUGGGAUUUUUGAAGACGACACGAUCAUUUCCGAAGAUUCCGGAAGAAGUCCAAAGUCUGUCGAAGGCGAAGUUUUCACUUGCUUUUCACUUCAAGAAUUAGAGAUCGCGAGGAAGGUAUUGUCAUUUAUUCAUUUUACACAUGGUUUUCGUUCCUUACAUGGAUCUGAGUUAACAUAUUUUUGAAAAUUGUGUCAAGCAAGACGGCAACAACUCACAUUUUUCAAUCAGGCGUGAGAAAUUGGCCCGCAAUCGUGAGCCGGCGUGAGAUCGAAGUUUUCAACCCGCAGGCGUGAGAGUUGGCAGGUAUAUUAUGGACGACCAAGUGUCUUAUUUGAGGGACCUAGGGCUUAAAGAAUGCAACAUAACUUCACUUGAGGACGGUGAACGCACUCCUGUUGUAAACCGUGAAUAUUCCUUAGUUUACGGAUCACCCGAAGCAUGGCUGAAAAACGAACACUGGAGAUUAAUGCUGACGAACUCUGUUUAUUCCAAAAAACUAUGUGCGAUAGCAGUCGAUGAGGCGCAUGUUGUAAGGCAGUGGUAAGUCUUUAUAUAAAUAAGCGUCUAUAUCAGUGCAACAAGUUAUCCUAUGCAAUAGAUUUAUGCCGUGUAUUUUCUUUUUAAUGUGUAGGGGAACAUCUCAAGAUAAUAAAAUGGCUGCAUUCCCGAGUGUUACUCAAAGCUAUACGAACUAAGGUCUCUCGCACCUAAUGUGCCUAUGGUAGCCUUGACUGCAACUGCAACCAAACUGACUAGAGACACAAUUUUAAGUCUUCUGAACUUGGAAAAUGUAGUGGAAAUUAAAGAAAGUCCCAAUAAAUUAAAUGUUGCCUAUGUUGUACAAUAUAUGGAUAAGGACACGGAACUUGAAUUUUAUUUCAGCUGGCUCACUGAUGAACUGAAACACAGUCAGGAGAAAACAGACAGAACAAUCAUUUACUGCCAGACU
Messenger RNA from Porites lobata, 1246 nucleotides. Lineage: Eukaryota; Metazoa; Cnidaria; Anthozoa; Scleractinia; Poritidae. The record is from the annotation of a GenBank genome assembly.